Nicotiana tabacum (common tobacco) is the source of this 1525-nucleotide messenger RNA. Its product is annotated as putative transcription factor bHLH041. The record is from RefSeq and is a predicted model, not a curated record. Gene Ontology annotation, molecular function: protein dimerization activity. Lineage: Eukaryota; Viridiplantae; Streptophyta; Magnoliopsida; Solanales; Solanaceae.
UUGGAAAUGGGAAUGACGAACUUGUUUGCCGAAUAUUUCUCAAGACCAGCACCGGCAGCAACAAGAGGAAUUACUAAUCAGUUACUGCCAAUUGAUCAAAAUCGGGCAUCAUCAUCUUCAUCAUUCUCAAUCGAUAGCCCAGGCGAAUACUCAUCCCUUCUCUUCAAUGUAGCAAGCACGCCGCCGUAUGUACCAGAACCGCCACGAACGGAUACCUUUUCCGAUCAGACUAUUAGACCAAUUCCACCGGUAUCUGCUACCGCCAUGCCAUAUCAACAAGCCAUUCAGACAUUAAAUCAAAUACAAGGCAUACAAUUACCGACACUAGAAACCGCAGACGCUGCAUUAACAAGAGCGUAUCUUGCUGUCAUGACAUCACCUUCUUCUUCUUCCUCCUCUCGCCAAUCCCGAGAAAACUUACCCACAGAUUAUAACCAAAUAGCAACACAAAAAGCCACUGCAUUUAGAAGGUUUAGAUCAGCUUUAGGUCCCAAUGUGCCAAUAGCAACAGCCACAACUCGCCGACAAAACAUGUUUAGAAGAUCUAUCAAUUUCUUCAGAAAUUUAAAUAUGAUGAGAUCAAGGCAAGAACAAAUGCAGCCUAACCCGCGUGCCCCCACAAGUACUCAGGUUCAUCACAUGAUUUCAGAGAGACGAAGACGUGAAAAGCUUAACGAUAGCUUUCAACUACUUCGAUCUUUACUCCCACCUGGUACUAAGAAGGACAAAGCAUCAGUACUUGCUAGUACAACAGAAUACUUAAGUUCAUUAAAAACUCAAGUGGAAGAACUGAGUAAAAAGAAUAAAAUGUUGGAAGCACAAUUACUACAACGUCAGAACAAAUCCUCCUUUGAACCAAUUAAUCAAGCUGCAGGAGAGGCAAUUAUUUGCUCCUCUACUGGUGGAAAUGAAAGGCUAGAUGUUGAAAUAAGAAAUGUAGGUGAAUCAACAUCAGAAUCAAGAAUAGUGGACUUGCAAAUUUCAGUAAGGAGAGAAUGCAGCAUCUUGGAUUUGGUUACUCGUUUGCUGGAAUUCUUGAAAAGUGACAACAAUGUAAACUUAGAGUCAGUAGCAGCAAACACCAGAUCAGUGGUUCAAUCAGAACCAGUAACUCAUAUAACCUUGCGACUUAGAAUUGAGGGUAGAGAAUGGGACGAGUCUAGUUUCGAGGAAGCAGUGAAAAGGGUUGUUGAUGACUUGGCAUAGAGGAACUUGUCUUGUCAUCUGUUGGUAGGACCCAUAAAAUUCUGACUGGCGGCGCCUUGAAUUAUUGAACUAGUUUUCAGAAUUUUCUCAUCCAAUCAUUUACUUUAGAGUCAGAAUUUUCACCAAUUAAUGUGGUGAAAAUUACAAUCAUAUGAUUGUACAAUUUUUUUGGUAGUUUAAUUACCUGGAUGUAAUGUGUAUUCAUACUGUAGUCCGAUUGAAAACUAGCUCACUUGGUAAAUUUCUUGCCUUUCCCAAUUGAGGUGAAAAAUCCCACCAACAACAUAACAAUUCCAUUGUUAUUAUUUGAUAAUUUCUA